Molecule: messenger RNA, 1404 nt
Organism: Dendronephthya gigantea
Lineage: Eukaryota; Metazoa; Cnidaria; Anthozoa; Malacalcyonacea; Nephtheidae
Exons: 1
Coding region: 1-1404 (467 amino acids)
Source: RefSeq, a predicted model, not a curated record
AUGGAAAGCGAAACAAAGAAAGUACCCAAAGAUAAAAAGUAUGGGGGAACGACGUGUUGUGUGCCAUUCUGUCGAAGUAACAAUGUUAAAAAUCCGGAAUUAUCGUUCCAUAAAUUUCCCCUGGAUUCAAGCUUGAAAGAAACAUGGCUAAAUUUAUUAGGAAUACAAAGUCAACCUCUAAAAAGCCACAAAGUGUGUUCCCUACACUUCCCCGGUGGAAAGAAAUCUUUUGGUGCAUUGCCAACUGUUGCAAAAAUAUCAUGCAGACAGACUGAAAAUAGCAGUCGUGGAAGGGCACAUACAUGUGUAAUAAACAAGGACACAACCACUGAAACAAACCAGUUUGAACAGCACAAUACUACCUUUGAUGUACAAGAUUCGGACUAUGAAAAAUUGAAAAAUGAUCAUGUAGCUUUACAAAGAAAAUACGAGGAGUUAUCAUCUAAAUAUAAACAGUGUGCACUGCGAUUAGAACAUGUACUUGCCAGCGACAUAAAUUUUAAAUUCUACACAGGUUUCCAAAAUUAUGCGACAUUUAAAGUUUUCUUUGACUUUCUCCAGCCAGCAUGUAAUUUCUUAACUUAUGCUGGAUCGAGUAACAAUGUGGAAUACUCGGCAGAGUCAAAAAAGCAGGGGCGAAAAAGGUCUAUGACACCAGAGCAAGAGUUGUUUAUGGUUUUAGUUCGCCUGCGGUGCGGUCUCAUGGGGGUUGACAUUGCUCACAGAUUUGGCAUUUCAGAGGCUCAAGUUUCCCGUAUAUGGGCAACUUGGUUAGAGUUUCUAUAUCACAAGUUAAGAGCCCUUCCUAUCUGGGCAUCACGUGAUUAUGUGCAACAAACUAUGCCACAAUCUUUUAAAGAAACAUAUCCAAAUACCCGUGUAAUUAUUGAUUGCACAGAACUACUUCUUGAAAUGCCAACAUCAUUUAGAAGUCAGUCUGUAACAUACUCGUCAUACAAAAAUCACAAUACAGCUAAGGGGUUGCUUGGAAUUUCUCCUGCUGGGUAUCCAACAUUUGUAUCCGAAUUGUAUGCUGGAAGGGCAUCUGAUAAACAAGUGACAAAAGAUUGUGGGAUUCUUAAUUUGCUUGAAUCAGGUGAUGACAUUAUGGCAGACAGGGGUUUUGAUAUAGCAGAUGACAUGCCUGCUGGGGUUGGGCUUAAUAUACCACCUUUUCUAAAUGGUGCUAGUCAACUUUCACUUGGGGCUGAAAAUGACACACGGAAGAUUGCAUCAUUGAGAGUACAUGUGGAAAGAGCAAUACAACGUAUAAAGAGUUAUAGAAUUAUAAAAAAUGUUUUUCCCCUCAAGAUGUCAUCAGACUUGAACAAAAUAUGGGUAAUUUGUUCAUACCUCACUCUAUUUUACCCACCCUUGAUAAACGAAAAGUGUGAAUCAGAAUAA